CCGAGUGUGUACACGUCAUUCCUUACAACACCCAACCAAUGAGAAGGAACGUAUGUUCACGUGAUGUUGUUUUGACAAAGAGGGAAGCAGCUAAAAAUCUGUUAACGAAAUGAUUUUGAGGAAGCAGAAAAGGAAGUAAACUAUAUAAGGUGGUCUCAUGGCGGUUUUUAGUAUAUUCAGUAUAAGUGGCGUUGUUUUUUGUUUAGCUGCAUGCAUAACCGCUGCUAAUGGUGGUGAAAGUGAAAUAGAUGAACUUCCAUUCUGUAAUCCUGACCAGCUGAACACACAGCACAAGCUGGUAUUUGUGAGUACACUAGAUGGACGGCUGUCAGCACUAGACCCUUCAGAUGGUGGUUCUGUCAGCUGGAGUGUUGAAACUGGACCUGGACAGAUGCUGUCUUCCAGUAUACACACGCUUGAGCUGACUAAUAAUGGGCAGUUUGUGAGGAUGAUCCCUUCGCUUAGUGGAGGCAUAUACAAGUUUGAUGGCAGCAGUAUUGAGCCUAUUCCUGUUACAGCUGACCUGUUGCUUAAAUCUGCUCCAUUUUCAUUCUCCAGUGAUCUGGCUAUCUCAGGAGGGAAAGAGACUAGAACUUACGGUGUUGCUGUCAAAACUGGUAAAUUUGUGUAUGAAUGUUCUAUGGAUGGCUGUACCAACACCACAGAAAACUUGACACCUGACGACAUUAUUGUUAUUCAAAGACACACACAGACUGUGAGAGCAAUUGAAGCCCGCACUGGUACUGAAAGGUGGAAUUUUAGUGUUGGUCAGCAUGAACUGAGUUUUGUUUCUGACACUGUUAACAACUGUCAUCAGAAAGAUGCAACCCCAUCCCAGCUGUCUGAUGACUUUGAGCUGAAAGUCAUUGUACCAGAAGGACUUGUCUGCUCUGUCAGCAAGUCAGCAGGUCAAAUUAUAUGGAAACACAAGUUUGAUGCACCAGUUGUGGCAGCAUGGUACCUUUUUCAAGAGCAGAUGUACCCAGUUGACCUGUUCAGUGGUGCACAGUGGACACCCACCUACAAUGAACAGAUGGGUCCACUGACACCAUCCCUGUACAUAGGCAUGCAUAAUAGACAGCUGUAUAUUCAAGAAAGUGUCACUCUUAGUAAGAUGUCUAUGAAACUGGCUACAUCAUCACAAUCACACAUUCCACAAAUUACAUGGACUCCUGUAUCAGCAACAGCCAUUGGCAUGGUAGAAGCAGUGGAUUCUGACUCUGGUACAAAAUCACCUGAACUGGGAAAAACUGAAUUAGUGACUAUAGCACAAUCUAUUUUGUAUUCAUCAGAAUAUAGUAAUGGAAAUGGCUACUACUUAUUCAGUGCUCCCAAACUGCAGUGUGAUAUUGGUGAGACUGAAAAUGCUACAAUUCAGGAACUGGAGGAUGAAGAAAAUAUUGAUGAUUUUAAAAUGGAAAGUGAAUUGUUUUCACUCUGGUUCUGGUGGAAAGAGGUUCUUGUCAUCAGCAUCUCCACAGCUGUCUUGGUGAAUUUAGUAGUCACACAACGAUUCUUGCGUGCCAUUCACCUGCUUCCAAUCACAAGCGCUGAAGUGAUGGAACAGGAAAUCAUUGUUGUGGAGAAACCAGUACCAAUGUUUCCAGAACCAGGACCACUACAAGCUCAUAGAAGCCAUUCCGAUCCAGAUGGACAGCAAUCAUCUGAGUUCACCUCACGCUUUUUAACAGACUUCCAUCCUGUUCAUUGCCUUGGGAAGGGUGGCUUUGGUGUUGUCUUUGAAGCUAAAAACAAGAUUGAUGAUUGCCAUUAUGCCAUUAAACGUAUUCCUCUUCCCAAUCGGCAAGAAUCUCGUGACCGUGUGAUGCGUGAAGUGAAAGCCCUAGCCAAGUUGGAACACCGUCACAUUGUCCGCUAUUUCAAUGCUUGGUUGGAAUGCCCUCCACCUGGGUGGCAAGAAGAACAGGAUAAAUUGGUUCCUAAUUGUGAUGGCUUCUGCUCACUUGGGGAUGCUACAUCCAUUGACCUCAGCCAGAUUAGAAGAAGUGCUGUACAUACACACUUAUCUCAAGAUGUUUCUGCAAAAGAAGAAUGUUCCUCUGUGUUUUUGAACAUGAAAAGUGAUGAUUCAGAGAGUUAUUCCUUUAGCCAGCAGAUACAUAGAUACAACCCAGACAGAAGUGAUUCUUUCAUUGUGUUUGAAACAUCUUGUGGUCCAAAAUCAAAAGUUACGGUUGAUGAUGACAGUGGCAAAGACUGCAGCCAUGAAGAUGGAUUGGAUGUAGUUAAAAGUAACACAGAAGUGGGUGAAGGUGUCUUGUCUUGUACCAAUUCUGAAACCUCUAGUAACUGUGUGUCAGCAUGGAGAGAAGAAAUGGGGAGGAGAAGGACUUUAUCCACCACAGAAUGUCAUGAAGCCAAAAAGAAAAUUGGUCACAAGCGACCAUUGUCUCUUGACAUCUCUAGGGGGGGUGGAAUUGUGAUGGCUUCUCUUAAGGGAUCUCGCUUGUACCUGUUCAUUCAGAUGCAGUUGUGCCGCAGAGAGAGUUUGAGGGAGUGGUUGCGAGAUAAUGUGUCCAACAGAAGUACUUGUGUUGUUCUGCCAAUGUUUAUGCAGAUUGUUCAAGCUGUAGAAUAUGUCCACCUACAAGGCUUGAUCCAUAGGGAUCUUAAGCCAUCAAACAUAUUCUUUUCACUGGAUGGUCAGAUCAAAGUUGGUGAUUUUGGUCUGGUGACAGCUAUGGUAGAGAACAAUGGAGAACAGAGAACACCUAGCCCUGAAGCAGGUGUUAUGCAAUAUGCUGAUGAAAAGCAUACAGCACGUGUUGGCACACAGUUGUAUAUGAGCCCUGAACAGGCACAGAGUCUUCCAUAUAACUACAAGGUAGAUAUCUACUCUCUUGGUGUUAUAUUGUUUGAAUUAUUAGUACCAUUUGGUACAGAUAUGGAACGGAGCUGCACUCUCAUGGAUCUUAGAAGUAACAAGUUCCCAGCACAUUUUCAGCAGCAGUUCCAGCAGGAGUUUGAGUUGCUGCAGUUGAUGUUAUCCCACAGUCCAGAGAAGCGUCCCACAACAUACGGUAUUCGAGCACGUCCACCUCUUAAACAGGACACCACUGUAAACAUGAAUGACCAAUGGCACUUUGAACUGCCACCACUGAGGAGGGAUUCAAGCAAGACUUCAUCUCUUUCUAGUAGCUCCAGUGUGGAAUCCUGGGAGCAAGUUUGAAACAGUGACAACACAGUAAUUUUGAUUCUGCCUCUCUAAACAAAUGUACCAAUCAUUUUGUUUAUUAAGUUUAGAGGUUUCCAGUUUCUUUGAUAAAAUGACCCUAUAGUGAAUCCAGUUUUGUUUCUACUACUACUGUUGCUUCUAAUGCCCCCACCACCACUAUAAAUUCAUUUAAAAAAGUAGUGACUGCUACUUUAUUUAUUUCCUUUUCUAAUAUUAUUCCCAACAUCAUGAUACUCUUUAGAACAUAAAUUCCAUUGUUUCAGUUAGCUGUAUGAUAUUUCCUCCAAACAUAUUACAGUUAUUCUCUUUCUAUGUAUACUUGUCUUAUUUAUUGCUUCACUGCCUCUAGUACAGUGUCAGGUAUUUGACUGGUAUUUUUUACAUCUUUAUCCAUAUUUCUGAUUCAUAAGUUCAGACUGAAGUACAUGAUUUUGCAUGCCCCAUAUCAAUUCUUUCACAUUUAUCAAGUGAUAAAAUGUUUCAUUAUAAAUGAUUGAUUAAUUUUUUUAGUGACUGAUUUAUAUCCACAAUCCAUGGCCAUCAUGUUUUAUGUGGCCUACAUUAUUUCAAUGUUGGCACAGUUUUAGAUUUCCCUGUAAUUAAUUUUUUAUCAUCAUUAUAAUCUUAUAAAUUAUGUCAAUUGAUACAUGUUUGUGAUAUUUUUAAUCACAGAGAAUGUGGAUCACUAGGAAAUGUAGUGGUGGUGUAUGUUGUAUUUAUAGAGAAUGUAGUUACUCUUAAGUGUUUGACAGAUGGUGUUGAUCGUGUUAGAACAAAACUAAUGUCAGCACAUUUUCUGACAUGUGCAACAGCUAAUAUCUGUCUCUGUAGAUGAUGUCUCAUGAAUACUGGACACUCUGCUUUCCAGUGUUUGUCAGGACUGAUGUUGCUAGACUUACACUUACUAAUCUAUUAAAAAUACAAGGGCAUCUAUUCCCCUCAGUUCAAAAUUGUCACAGCAAAUGCAGGUGAGUUAUAUACAUAUGACUGUUUAACUCAUGUUGUCACCUAUAUACCUGUUUCCAUAUUAAACCUGGGUUAAUAUAGCAAAUUAAGAUAAAUAUUCCUUAAACACUUAGGAUGGCAAGUCUGGAUAUUGAAAUGGUACUGCCCCAUCACAUAGGAUUGUAAGAAAUACAAAAAGACAGUGUUGAUCACCAAAUAUUGCAGUUGCACCUUUUGUGUUUGGCAUGGGUCAUUGCCAUUCCAUAUCCAUUAAAAUCAUGAUAUGAACUGUGGUUCCAUGCUUUAUACAUAUUUACAUUUCUGUGGCUGUUGGAAUGUAAUGAGUGAACCUUUUACUGUGACAUUUUACCAGUGGCUUGGUACAGGCUCAUGGUUUAGUCUGCUUCCUUGCCACAGUUGGUCUUUAAAGAAAUCACUUGAAGUGAUCAGUGAAUACUGUUAGAUCAGCAGACAUCAUCUACUGGGGCAGGUAUUUCUCCAGUUUUUGAGAGAGUGGCAUUAUUUUGAUGUCAGUGUUCUCAUAUUCACCAAGUCAUAUGACUAUUAUGGAUAUAUAUUAUAUAUCUAUAUGAUAUUAAUCCAGUAAUGUUUGUGAUUGAUGUAGUAUUAUAGAUUUUACUGUUCCUUUUGGUCCAUAUGUCCCAUACAUGAAAACUGAAUCAGCAUAGAUGUGGUAUGUAAUUUGAACAAAAGAAACCUAUUAAUGUGAAUUAAGACUCUGCCUGUAAUCUUUCAAAAUCCAAAAAUUACAGAAAAGGUAGUAGGAUUUAUAUUAUUACAAUGGACUUCAUCAGUAUUUGUCACAGAAAACAACUUGUGUUUGGUAUAAAAUAUGCCUUUCCUAUGCUUGAGUGUGAUAUAAUUUGAGAAGUGCAUCAUGCCCUUUGUAUGCAGUGCUCUCACUGGUUUCUAGAAAUAUUAAAUAUAAAAGCAUAUAAAUCCACGUAAAAAAGUAUUGGACAUAAGUGCCUCAGUAGGUUCCUAUUUCUGGAAUGAUGGUUGUUGAAUGUGGAGAAUUUACAAACAUCAAUCUCUGUGGUCUAGGGAAGAGUUUGGUCUAGUACCUGUAAAAUGUCACUGUCUUUAACUUUUCAUUGUCCAGUUUUGCAAGUACUUCUAUGAAAUGCAUUACUUGCCUUGUUAUUCUGGUGUGGUCUUCGUUUUUAUACUGUGUUUUAUUGAUUAAAACGUUUUACACUUUGUUAAAUUUUGGUGACUGUAGGUUACCAGACUGUCACAUUCCUAGAAUUGUGUGUCAUAAUUUGUUUGAUGGCAUUAUUUUUAAUGUCAUUCUUGCAUAUAUAAUAUAUUUUUUAAUUUUGACUAAAGGUGGUACAGACAACGGAAAAAAAGAUUGUGAUAUUUUUCUGUAGAUAAGGUAAAUUUUGUUUGUACAUAUACUGUACAUGGUGUGUUCAAAAAUUAUUGAACCUUUAGUCGGCAGAAAUACAUUUAUUGAUUUGGAGAUACAAAACCCUAAU
Messenger RNA from Cryptotermes secundus, 5643 nucleotides. It is a transcript of the gene PEK, whose product is annotated as eukaryotic translation initiation factor 2-alpha kinase. NCBI's taxonomy places the organism in Eukaryota, Metazoa, Arthropoda, Insecta, Blattodea, Kalotermitidae. Gene Ontology annotation, biological process: protein phosphorylation. The record is from RefSeq and is a predicted model, not a curated record. Gene Ontology annotation, molecular function: protein kinase activity; protein binding; ATP binding. The transcript has 16 exons. The coding region runs from base 158 to 3190 and encodes 1010 amino acids.